Molecule: messenger RNA, 2135 nt
Organism: Protomyces lactucae-debilis
Lineage: Eukaryota; Fungi; Ascomycota; Taphrinomycetes; Taphrinales; Protomycetaceae
Exons: 1
Coding region: 230-2035 (601 amino acids)
Source: RefSeq, a predicted model, not a curated record
CUGCCUCAACCAUCAUCAACUUGAACUACGUAGAACGUAAAUGCAUACACUCGCUGUCUAUGUUCGUGAUACCUUGUUGCUGGCUCUCCACUCCACGGCUGCUCAAUAUCGCCCCCCAACGCCUCCUGGAUGCGCUGCUACCUGUGUCGUUGAGGACUCCGAGGCCAACUUGGGUCGACGCCCCUGAACGCAACACUCACCACGAAACCCACAGAACCUGUGCGAGACCAUGACGGGCGGCGGUGGCAAUCAUGGUGCGAAAGUCAACCUGACAGCCAUGUACAGAUACCUCGAGCACUUGCAAGCAGUCGUGUGCGCCGUGUGCGGACACUGCGUGCACCCAGAUGAACGCGACAUCUCGUGGCACAUCCCGGGACGAUACUGCUAUAGAGACGCUAAGCAGUAUGCCUACAAACACGAGGAGUACCUCGGCAGACUCAAGCUUUGUAGCCUCACCGAGCUCAUGUGUCGUACGCCAGACACCCGAGGAGGUCCAGUACUCAAAGUCCCGGCCUUGAUGGUCGACCACGCUUUCAGCUGCAAGGACUGUGGAUUCAUUGUGAUUGACAUGCAAGUCGGGGAUCCUCAUGCAGAUCGAUCGUACCCGGCAUCCAGGAAGCAGCGCAUGCGUCACUCGCAAGGCUGUCCUGGGACUACUCGACCAGCUCAAGCAGAAGGCGAUGCAAACGACCCGCACUGCUUGCGCCAAUGGAUCAAGUGCGGUGCGCAGACUUUCAUCAGGCAGGACAAGUACAGGAGGUACUUUUGCGUACAGACGUCCAAGGGUGCUGCCAAUUCAACUGCGUGGGGCUCCUACAUUGGCUGGCCAGUGUCCACAAAGGCGUCAGACCCUAGAUUGCGAGGCAGGGAACCAAGACGUUCUCGAUCGCCAUCGCCCAACCCAGACGGCGGUCUGGGUCACUCGCAACGCUCCUUACAGUCCUUUGCUACCGCAAACAAUGGACAUGGCAAAGUUGACACGAAUUGCGUGACGUAUCCAGGAGCAACGGAAGCACUGAAGGAACGAGCUGAGGAACUGGCGCAGAAGGCACGAGAGGAGGCGCGUAAAAGACGUCAUGAAGAUGCCAGGCGCGAGGAGGCGAAACGUGCUGAUGAAGACUAUCGCAAUGAGCGCGAGUGGCGAGCUCGAGAAAAGGCCAAGAAGGUGCGUGGCAAGAGCAAGAGCGGCUGGCAGCACGAUGACAUUUACGAUCGACAAGUGGGCAGGCUGCAUGUCGAGCAAAAGCCUGGCAAUGGACAGCAUCGCAUAGUGGAGUCUUCGGCUUCUGUGUCGGACGGCAACACGUCUACUCGACCUUCUUAUCCAGGGCAUGCCAUGAGUCAGAAAAAGGCAGGUGCCGACCAGCCGCCAAGCCAUGCGUCUUCAGAGGGGAGCCAGCAGACAACAAGGAAGGGUUCAAGAGCCAUUGUCUACUCUGACGAUGACGACGGCAAAUAUGGCAUUGCUGCCGGGGACAAUCAAUCUGACUCUUCUGACACUGGUGUUUCGCUUGUCCGCUACCGACGUGGCAAGAAAGGCCAUCAGCCUCCGUGGCACAAUGCAUACACUGCUGCUGAAACACCAACAGAUACCAUCGAGCUGCCUUUACCCAUCCUGCCUACGGACUCAACGCCUCGACCAAAGAAAUCGCUGAGUCACGAGCAGAGCUCUGCGGUUCAAGCGCGUCGGCAGUAUGCUCGUAACCGUGCAGCAGCUACUGGCAUGGAUUUGUUUGGACUGCACCCGAGUCUGGCUGCCGAAUUUGGUCAAGACUUGCCAAUGGAGCUCGAGGAAUACCUUGAUCUUGCCGAGGCUGCGAAAUCACCGGAUGAGCGCCGUUUUGCGUUUGAAUCAUUUGACAAGCUGAUCUUUAGCUUGCCCGAUUAUCCAGCAGGCUCUGAGCAUACAACAGGCGUGAAGCUCUAUCUUAUGCAGCAGCGUAGCCGUGCAGAGCGGAACACAGAUUGUGGGCCGGAGGCAGAUGAGCUUAUUGCGCACUGGUAUGAGCUUCUGGCUCGCUACCAACGUCGAUGAGCAUUGAUCGCGACAUCAAAGGACGUCGAGCUUCCCUAAGGACUGAAGAUCAGGGUUCUAGUACAUGUAGCCGCAGGCGUAGGUAGGGUGUGUCAAAGCA